AUGCCCAGUCUGAGUCGGAUUUUGGGUGGUCCCAGCCGGGUAAGAAAGCAUAGCGCAAAACCCCGAUCCUUGCCAUUCACCAAAACAUCAAAGUCUUCGCCGCGCAAGAAGUCGACCGGCAGAAGAUAUGUCGAGGAGGAGGAGGAGGAGGAGGAGGAGGACUACUUUGGAGAUGAAAAACUCCAAGACCUUGGUCUCGUGCACGCCCUCGCUACAGACCCUAAUCUACGCGACACUGCGCAAGCCCUACAGUACUUACGCGCGCACAUGUUUGACCCGAUCCCACAGCAAGGCGCCGGCAUGAACAGUACGCGAAUCGCAGAAACACUCAAUUAUCGAAAACACCUUUCGCCGCUCGUGACUAUCACCCACAUCUCAACGUUACUUUCCUCGCCAAGCGCAGUAGAGCGGGAAGUCGCAGAGCUUAUGCGCUCGGGCUUCAUACGAAAAAUCGAGGUCGCAAAGCGAGGCGAGAUCGGAGAGACAUUGAUACUCGCGACUGACCUGGAGAGAACGCUGGACGAGGCGCCCCAGCUGUCUGAGACGACACGCACGCAAUUCAAAGCAUUCCUCCAGGAGAACCCUAUUACACACACCGUGCCCAGGAAAGCUUUGCCUUCCUCGGCCGUCGACGAGUUGUUCAAGGCCGGGUUUUUGACCUCUCAACAUACCAACACUAGCUCAUUGUCAAACAUGAUGAAUACGUAUUCGCGCCCGGAGGACAAGUCAACCUUGGUUUCCAUUGAGAACGUUUCAAAGCAGGCUACGGGGUCGCUUGGUGCUGUCGGUGGUGUCGGCGCAGUGCAUAUGGCUGGUGGGAGUGGCGGCGGAGCACGCCUACCCGCCAAUGCGACCGAAUUGCAGAUAGCGGUGCCUGGUAACGGUACAUUCCUGAAGCUGGUCUCAUCCGCAUUGGAUCAUCUGGUUUCGUUGUUGGGCAAGUCCCGCUUCCGUGAAGCGCCUGAAGGUAUGCUGCGCGAGAGAUGGAACGGUGGAGUCGCAAAGGACGAGGCUGUAUACAUGGCGAAGAAGUCGCGAGGCGAGUUCGCUGGGAUUCUUCCCGGACAGACGCGGAAGUGGAAACAGUUUCGCGGCCUAUCUUUUGACUGGAUCUUGCAGGAAGCGGUCGGUUCGGGUCUAAUCGAAAUCUUCGAAACUGGAACCGUUGGACGUGGAAUCCGUGUCAUUUGA
Truncatella angustata is the source of this 1191-nucleotide messenger RNA. Its product is annotated as serine-threonine protein kinase 19-domain-containing protein. The coding region runs from base 1 to 1191 and encodes 396 amino acids. Gene Ontology annotation, molecular function: protein serine/threonine kinase activity. Gene Ontology annotation, biological process: positive regulation of Ras protein signal transduction; protein phosphorylation. NCBI's taxonomy places the organism in Eukaryota, Fungi, Ascomycota, Sordariomycetes, Amphisphaeriales, Sporocadaceae. The transcript has a single exon. The record is from RefSeq and is a predicted model, not a curated record.